GUUCACAGUCACCUACACUGAAGUGGUGCAGUCCUACUGUACACGCAACGAUGAACUUCAACUUGGUAACAGCUUUACUCUUUACCUGCAGCUGGAUCUCUGUCUCCGUCUCUGAGUUUCACACUGUGGAGGUCCAGUCUGGUGAAGAAGUCACACUGAUGUGUACCAACUUCACCAGUUCUACCAGUCACAUAGUCUGGUUCAGACUGGACAACAGACCCAAUGCCACCUGCAUCUCCUCCAUGUCCAGCUCUGAUGGCAAUGCUACAUUCUGUGAUGGAUUUCAAAAUGGAAAGUUUAACAUGACGUCCAACAUCACUACCCUCUUUCUCCAGAUCAAACAAGUGGAUUCAUCUGACUCUGGACUCUAUUUCUGUGGAUCUUACUGGAAUAAUAAGUUAGUAAUUGACAGUUCAACGUACUUAAAGGUUCAAGAAGAAUCUGUUGAACUAGCAACUCUGACGAGUGCGAUCCUGAGUGCUCUGGUUAUUUUCCUCAUUAUCGUCGUCAUUGUUCUGGGUCUCAAAAUCAGGAAACUUCACACAGAUUUAAAGGAAGAGGGACACAAUCCACAACACAGCCAGAAUCCAAGCUCUGCUGAUGUGACCUAUGCAGCGCUGGGUUUCCAUAAGAGAGCCAGAAAGAGCAGAGGGUCUGUAUCAGAGAGACAGCUGGAGCCUAAUGUUGAGUACACUGCCACCAGAUAGACUCAGGAAACCUCUGGAACAGCUGCUCAGUUACCGUCACUGUCAAAAAAAAUGUUGUAAUAAAGAUUGUAUGUUCAUGCAAAUUGUGAAAUCUCAUUAUCCACCAGUAUCUGAGGGCAAAAGAAUAUGAUUGCUCCGAGCCAGUAAAGACACUGGUGUCUGUUCAGACUCUCUUACACUCAGAGUUAGAUGGAGGUCUGCAGCAGUGACGGAGAGAACGAGCCACACUUAGCUAGUUUGACAGGAAGAGACAGCAGAGUGUGGUCUGACCACGGCUGAAGUGGAAAUCAUGAGCUCUGUUAGGCUUCAUCAUGACGAUGAAGGUUUUCUAACCUUGAGAAAACAAAAGCGCUAUCUUCUCUUUCUGUAUUGGUUGCACAAUGACAGGCGCUCUUCUUUUGUGCAGUAAAUGAAGACGACAGAAUUGCACUGUGAAAGUGGGUCUUAUAGGGAACUAGUCUAUACGCUGAUGAUGUCAUUAUUAUAUAGCCUUACAUUGUGUGAUCAACAUUUACUUCAUAAUAAUACGCUGAAGCAAAGAAAAAAAGCAGACAAAACAAGAAAACAGUCUUUUGUCACUUUGAAUAUCGUUACAAACUCACUUGAGAGCCUUUUGACAGAGUUGAGCUUUAAGCAGAACAGGUAGCGACUGACUAACACGCACUCGUAGAGUUGAGUUUUUACUUGUAGCGCCUUUAAAGUGAGGGAAUGACAGUAAAGUCUCCAACUAUGUUGGGACUCACCAUUCAGGAGACCAAAUGUUUCUUUGCUCCACUGGCCAGUGUGGGUCAGCGUGUGACAUGUGACCCCCAAGGGUCUCACCAGACAGAACCAGUCCUCUGGCCCUCUCUCUCUUUUUUUCUUGGCUUGCUCUGGAGUGCAGCUCCAGCCCUCUCCUCUUGGUUCUUCAAAGGGCAACAAGGCCCCAGCCCAGGUCAGCUCUGCUACCUGAGAAACCAGCUCUCUCACCGGCCUGCUACCAGCAGCCUGCAAACACUCUUCUCCUCAACAGCAGCGACCUGCUUCGGAUUAACUGUGAGUGAACCAAAUCCUCUUCAGAGUCAGCAGCUACGACACAAGGCCAGCUGAUUUUCCAAGCAACAGGAAUCGUAGCAGAGUUAGCAUGGAACAGCUAACUCUGUGAGGAGAACAAAGGAGAUAACCACAAAGCAACACAGCCAGACAGGACUUUACUCCACCAGGAAACCUCCCAACUCACUGGACUUUACAACAACACUGGAAAGGACCUCUUUGUUUGUUCCAAGGACUAGGUAACGUUAACUGACUGGGCCUAACCUUUCCCAGCACAGCAUAGCUAAGCAGCAGAAGUCUUAACUUUGUUAAUGUUCUCGUUGAUUGAUGUCUUGUUGUUGUAAUGUUUGCUUAGGUGGUGGUCAGUCAUACAGUUAAUCAGGUACUCGUAUGUUCACACACAACAGUACGUCUCAGUUCUAGAACCUGCAUGAAGCUAAGCUUCCCCCUCUAACCUGGUACCUGUAGAUUACAUGAGCUAGGCUAACAAAGAAACUCACACCUUCCCUCUCAAACACACUAUGUGGUCUCAGCGGCCAUUUUGAGUAGUUUCUUUGUUUACCGUCAUCUUGUGUAGUCUCCUUGUUCAGGUCAUGUGGUCACAGUGACCACUGUGAAUCGGCCAUCUUGCCUUUGUUUGUGUCCCCACAAAUACACACACAUACACAUACCUGUACAUACUAGAUUAGACAUUGUGUUUUA
Molecule: messenger RNA, 2441 nt
Organism: Seriola aureovittata
Lineage: Eukaryota; Metazoa; Chordata; Actinopteri; Carangiformes; Carangidae
Exons: 5
Coding region: 51-707 (218 amino acids)
Biological process (GO): response to bacterium
Source: RefSeq, a predicted model, not a curated record